Nanorana parkeri is the source of this 1321-nucleotide messenger RNA. Its product is annotated as acyl-coenzyme A thioesterase 1-like. The record is from RefSeq and is a predicted model, not a curated record. Gene Ontology annotation, molecular function: fatty acyl-CoA hydrolase activity. NCBI's taxonomy places the organism in Eukaryota, Metazoa, Chordata, Amphibia, Anura, Dicroglossidae. The coding region runs from base 36 to 1292 and encodes 418 amino acids. The transcript is spliced from 3 exons. Gene Ontology annotation, biological process: acyl-CoA metabolic process; fatty acid metabolic process.
GGUCCUUCUCCGUGUUCUCCCUGUCUCGCCGCUCCAUGUCAGGUGCGGUACAGCUGCGUGUGUGCCCGGAGCGCUGCCUGUUCGAUGACCCGCUGCGGGUGCAGGUGAGCGGGCUGAGCCCUGGACAGGAGGUGACCCUCCGCACCGAACUGACCGAUGAAGGCGGGGAGCUGUUCACUUCCGUGGGCCGGUACCGAGCCGGGAGCGGAGGAGAGCUGGAUAUCAGCCGGAGUCCGGCGCUGGAGGGGGGCAGCUUUACCGGCGUAGAAGCGGAGGGGCCCCUGUGGGCUCUGGAGCCCCAGAACGCCCUCAGGAGGCUGGUGAAGAAGGACGUGCGGAGCCCCAUGCAGCUUCGCUUCUCCCUCCAUCAGGAGCCGCCCGGAGCUGUGCUGGCCACUGCCGUCCAGGAGAGAAGCUUCCUGGGAGAAGGAGUGAGCCGGCUGGAGGUGAGGGAUGGCAGAGUCCGGGCCACCCUCUUCCUGCCGCCCGGACCUGGACCAUUUCCCGGAGUGAUUGAAAUUCCCGGGACAGGCGGAGGACUCCUGGAAUAUAAAGCUAGCCUAUUGGCCAGUAGAGGGUUUGCCACAAUGGCGUUGGCGUACUACAACUUUGAAGAUCUCCCAAAGCAAAUGAAAACUUUUCACUUGGAGUACUUUGAAGAAGCUCUGAAUUACAUGCUGCAGCAUCCAAAGGUUAAAGGUCCAGGAAUAGGCCUUUUUGGUCAUUCUAAAGGUGGAGAUUUGGUGCUUUCUAUGGCUUCCUUCCUUAAAGGUAUAACUGCUGCAGCUGUUGUAAAUGGAUCUGUAGCCAACGUCGGUGCUGACCUUCACUACAAGGACAUCACCCUGCCCGCUCUUGUCUUUGAUCCACAAAGGAUUAAAUUCCCAAAGCCAGGAGUGGGCGAUAUCAGGGACGUGCUGAACAAUCCACUAGAAGAACCUAAUCGACAGAGCCUUAUUCCUGUUGGCAGGGCAGAUUGCAAGUUGCUGUUUAUCGUUGCAGAAGAUGACAGGAACUGGAAGAGUGACUUUUUUGCCCAGGCUGCCUGCAAACUUUUGGAAGAGCAAGGGAAAGAAAAGCCAGAGGUUGUGUACUAUGCCAAAGCUGGACAUUAUAUUGAGCCUCCUUACUUCCCACUGUGUAAAGUUUCCGUGCAUAAGCUUGUUUCUCUUCCAGUUAUUUGGGGAGGAGAGCCAAAAGAGCACUGUUUUGCACAAGUGGAUUCUUGGCAGAGAAUUCAGGCUUUCCUCCUCAAGCACUUAAAUCAGGAAAGCUCCUCAAGUAAACUAUGAGGAUGAUACAGUAUCAAUGCUAUCGUUUA